AUGCCUCUCUCUAUCACCUACCCCAGCAAUACAUCUAGCCCCCUUUCCCCUACCAACUCAAGGGCGGGGGAGGUACAGACGUGCAGCUCGGGUGACGUAGACCUACACUGCGCCGUCACAGGUCAGUGCGAUGCGACUCUCCUGCACCGCACCCAGAUCAUCCCAUUCGAUACGCCUCGCGAACAGCUCGACAAACUCGAGUUCUCGUGGGGCGUCGGGCGCAACUCGAUUGAUGUCGAUAGUCCCAGGAAUAUCAUUGCACUCGAGACCAGCCUUGGCGUCUUGUUUGGUACCAAUGACGACCAGCCCACUGGAUGGUUUUUAAUACCCGCAGAGGAGAUGCUCUUCUGGAAGGUAUUCCUUUACGAGACAUCGGACAAGAAAGGCGACAUCAACAAUUGCUACCGCGGCUCCAUCGAGUUCAGCUAUUAUCUGGUCGCAUUUCCAUCUAUGAAGAAAUGCUCGUCGGUCGUCAAGUACACAGGCGACGCUUCCUCUGAGGGGCAGCUUCGGUCGGAUGAUAUCCAGCGCUUCCGAUACCCAUUCAUCGACUUUGGCCCCAUCUAUCUCCCAGUUCCCUACCACUAUAUCGCCGUCCACACCGGCGCGAAAUUGCUGCGCGUAUAUCCAGAGGGACUCUCCCACUAUAGACACUUCCUGCCAUAUGACGCUCUCUACCGCAACGCAAUAUACAACGUAGCGAAGAUCUAUCAGCACUGGAUGGGCACGGAACCUCCAACUGAAUGGGCACCAUUGACACGUCACCUUAAUGAACACGCCAAAGAAAACGAGGCCGCUUCAUCCUGGGAGAAUGCCACGUCAACGGGAGAGAUAUGUGAUGACGACGACUCGUGCUCUAACGAGAGUACGACCGAUCCAGAGGUACUUGAAGACUACAGGGGACGCGACUACUGUAAAUGGACAGAUAGCGACAUAGAAGCAAGAGCAUCUGACAUAGAGGACUUGGGUGUUUACGCUGAGGACGAUGAGGAGUGCGAUGAGGACGAUGAGGAGGACGAUGGGGACGAUGAGGAGGACGAUGGGGACGAUGAGGAGGACGAGAACGAUGAGGAGUGUGAGGAGGAGGACGAUGAGGACGAUGAGGAGUAA
Messenger RNA from Epithele typhae, 1110 nucleotides. RefSeq lists its product as uncharacterized. NCBI's taxonomy places the organism in Eukaryota, Fungi, Basidiomycota, Agaricomycetes, Polyporales, Epitheliaceae. The transcript is spliced from 4 exons. The coding region runs from base 1 to 1110 and encodes 369 amino acids. The record is from RefSeq and is a predicted model, not a curated record.